AUGACUGAUUAUUUUGUCGACUUUAUUAACGAUGUUCCAGAUGAAACUCUAACUUUUGGCGUUUAUCAAAAAUUUCCAAAUACACCUGGUAUUGACUCUGUCGCUUGGUUGAGAGCUGAUGUCCCCGAAAGUGGUUCAGCUGGAGUAAAAUUCACUGAAACUUAUUGUGUCGUAAACGCAGACUACUCCGAUGAUGAUGCAAAAGGAAGAUACAAAGCUAGUCAAACUUUCGAUACUAAACUCGGAACAGCCUGGAGGCUUAUCGAGAAGAAUGGAGUCUCACAAUUCGACAAAAAGAUUGACCCGUCAAAUGCCGACAACUUAAUCGUCAUUAAGAAUGCUUCAAAGACAACCGCUUCCUUGGGUAUUGGUAUGUCCGGAAAACUAUCCGCUAUCAAGAGAAAAGUAUAUGUUGAUGCCACAGCAGCUUUCAAAGUUACUCCGACCUUCUACGUUGGUGUUUUCACAGAUCUAGAAAUCGGAGAUAUUAUCACUGAUGAUGUGAUUCUCGCCAAUAAAAAGAUUGUGUUUGACGGAGAUAAUGUCGCAACAAUUCGAGCCUAUCUUAAAGGACACGUGUUCAAUAUUGACGUGGCUUAUAGCAAUCGCGCAUCUUCAAGCUUGUAA
Molecule: messenger RNA, 627 nt
Organism: Ambispora gerdemannii
Lineage: Eukaryota; Fungi; Glomeromycota; Glomeromycetes; Archaeosporales; Ambisporaceae
Source: the annotation of a GenBank genome assembly